This is a messenger RNA of Chelonus insularis, 1198 nucleotides long. RefSeq lists its product as uncharacterized. The record is from RefSeq and is a predicted model, not a curated record. Lineage: Eukaryota; Metazoa; Arthropoda; Insecta; Hymenoptera; Braconidae. The transcript is spliced from 4 exons. The coding region runs from base 142 to 1080 and encodes 312 amino acids.
GUGAUCGUUAAGGAGAAUCAAUAUUUAAAUUAUCAAAAUUAAUAUUUAUUUAAUUGCCACAAAUUUUUGAUAGAGUAAUAUAUAUCAAGCUGUUUAUUGUGUAGAAUUUACAGUAUCAAAUAUUCUAACGUUGAUUUAGAAAUGAAUAAUCUACUUAAUUUAUUUAUUAUUCUUGGAUUAUGCUGGACGUGUUUGUUCGGUUUAGAAAAAGAUAGAAAUAACGAUGAUAUGAUUUGCGGUCAACCGAAAUUAAAUACACGUGUUGAAACAAUAUUGCGAUUACAACGUUCAAGAACAGAGAAAGCACUUGGAUUUACUUGGACACUUUAUAUUUCGAAAAAAGACUCUGAGCAGAAAGAACCUGAAGAUGGAGAAUAUGAUGAUUAUUACGAUUAUGAUAAUUUUGUAGAGAACCUUUUGUGUAAAGGAUUUUUAAUCCAUCCUCAAGUGGUAAUAACUACAGCUAGAUGUAUGCAAGAGUUUUCUUUUAAAGCACAAAAAAAUAAUUCUGCUAUAAAGAGUAGUUACAAAUUUGGUCAAUUAGAUCCAACAUUGCUUGACAAGAUUGAAAUCCGAAAUGGAGCUUGGAUACCUUUGGUUGUACGUCCUUUGAUAUAUACAACUCCACCAUUAAUUCAUGAACAAAUUCGUUAUGCUUCAAAUGUGACUAUCCAUCCAAAUUAUAAUUGUUCUAGUAUGGAGAAUAAUCAUGCUCUUUUGUUUCUUUCUGAAAGUUUUGAUAUGAGCAAACCAGAUAUUGGCCUACUGUGUCUAUCAAAUAGUGAAAUGUUAUCACUUCAGUGUCAAGAAGUAUACAACACUUAUUCGUCAGAGGUGGACUACGGCAAGUUAUGUAGAACUAAUUAUAAUUUAUAUUAUAAGGAAAAAUUUAUGAUGUGUCCAAAGGACUUGCAUUACUCGAAAAAAUACUAUUACUCUGGACUUUAUAGAUAUUUAGUCAUUUCAUCAUCACAGGGAAAGGAAGCUGGAAGUUCUUAUGAUAGUUUUGUAGGCAAUGUUGAUUGGGUACGAUCAUUCCUGCGUGAAAAUGGUGUAAAUGAUACUUUAUAUGAAAUAUAAAAAACGUAGUCUUAAUUUAAUAUUUCUCUGUACAGACGUGUUGAGAAUAUUAAAGUAAAAAUUAUUCUGACAUUUGAAGCAAGCUGAUUAAAUAGUACUUGCUUUAAAAAUGAAGAUA